AUGAGGCUUCUAAUUUUUUUGUUAACCGUAUAUUGCACACAAGCCAGAGUUGUUGACAACGAGUGUGAAGGUGUCCUCGUGCGUAAUAUUGUCCAUGAAAAAGAAAAAUUGUUAGAUGUUGAUAACAGUCCAUAUCAAUUAGCCAUUGACUAUGAUACAAAUACACUGUUUUUUAGUUUUACAAGUUCUAAAGAAGGCAAGAGUUUUGAAUCAGGCUAUCUCAACCUCAAAACUAAUGAAUUUCACACGAUUGAUGAUAUAGACGGUGGAUUUGCUAACGCCGUUGAUGCGACGUCACAUACUAUUUACUUGGGUGCAGGUGAGGGCAUAUACAAAUUUGAUUUAGAGAGUAAAAAAACAGAACACCUAAACAUAACGAAUCAUAAUAUUUGGCAAUUAUUUUAUAAAAAUAAUUUAUAUUAUACUACGUAUCCCGAUGAAUUCGUUUACAUAUAUAAAGAUGGAAAAGUUGAACGAGUUCCUGAAUUGAAAGACACACAAGCAAUGCUAGUUGUUAUUGGCAAUAACAAUAAUAUAUAUUUUUCUAACUCUUCGGGAUUGUACGUUCAUGAUCAUGAAGUAAAAUCUAUAUCAACUAUAGUGGAAUAUAAUAUAGAAUCUUUAACAAUUGAUACUAACGGCAAAAUAUAUUUUUGUACUGAUGAGGAUAUUUAUCGCCUUGAUGACAGUAAUAAGGUCGAGAAACUCGCCUCGUUGAAACAAAUUUUCGGAUUGGCUAUUGAAAAGGAUGGAAGCUUAAUCGUUGGAUUAUACAAUUCUAUUAUUAGAAUUAAGCCAACAGAUAAGCAAUGCACCGUAAAAGAGAAUUAA
Molecule: messenger RNA, 831 nt
Organism: Danaus chrysippus (African queen)
Lineage: Eukaryota; Metazoa; Arthropoda; Insecta; Lepidoptera; Nymphalidae
Source: the annotation of a GenBank genome assembly